Molecule: messenger RNA, 2934 nt
Organism: Penicillium cataractarum
Lineage: Eukaryota; Fungi; Ascomycota; Eurotiomycetes; Eurotiales; Aspergillaceae
Product: putative DNA mismatch repair protein (Mlh3)
Exons: 2
Coding region: 1-2934 (977 amino acids)
Biological process (GO): mismatch repair
Cellular component (GO): mismatch repair complex
Molecular function (GO): ATP binding; ATP-dependent DNA damage sensor activity; ATP hydrolysis activity
Source: RefSeq, a predicted model, not a curated record
AUGUCUUCUCAUGGACCAGUUAUUCAGGCACUUCCUCUGGAUGUCGCGGCUAAAAUCAAAUCUUCAACCUCAAUCACUCACCUGCAUGGAGUGAUUGUAGACUUGGUCAAGAACUCGCUGGAUGCGGGCGCACAAACAGUCCUCGUCUCUGUGGACUUCCCAAGAGGAAGCUGCAUAGUGGAGGAUGAUGGGGAGGGAAUACGACCGGCGGAGUUUGAGCCUACCGGCGGUCUUGGAAAAGCGCACUAUACAUCCAAGUAUCAAACCCCAACGGCCUAUGGACAUCGAGGUCUAUUCCUAGCUUCUUUGGCCUCGUUAUCACUGCUCACUGUGACGUCUCGUCAUAUCCAACAUGCGAGCACAAACUCCGUCAUCUUUCACCACGCCAGGCCCGUUGCAAGGCUAAUCCCUGCUCCGGUACAUCAGAGUCCCCGGCUUGGGGAACAUGGGACCUGUGUCGCCGUAAAUGAUCUUUUUGGGAAUAUGCCUGUGCGGGUCAAAAGUCGAGCCAUGGCCCUUGAGAAGCCGGAAGAACUGGAGAGAGAAUGGGACCAUCUCCGAGAUCUGAUGGUCUCCCUCACACUAGCAAAUAGCCAGCUCCUGAAGCUUGUGAUUUCUGACGUCACAAGAGGGAAACGAGUCACCAUCCGUCCCGGUAAUCCUACGCCGAAUACCUCGCUGAAUAAUGCUGCACUUGAAAUGAAUCUUGGACGCAUAGGAUCCAUUCUCUCGCAAUCCGACAUACUGGAUUCGCGAAAUAUGGAGUCAUGGCGUGUCAUAUCUGCUUCUGUUCCGCGCCUCACGAUACAUGCAGCAAUCUCGACCGUACCAAGCCCUUCAAAGAAGAUACAAUUCAUCUCAUUGGGCAAGCAUCCAAUGCUGUCACGGAAUUCUUCAAAUGCCCUGUUCGACGAGGUCAAUCGAUUGAUGUCCAUGUCUGACUUUGGGAACCCUAGAAGUGCAUCUGACAUUGCAAUUUCGAAACCUUCGGCUCAUGUGACUGGCAGAUCCGAGUCCUUGAAUGAUUCGUCGAGCAGAACCUGGGCGAAGUCGAUCAACAAAUGGCCGAUGUUCUAUAUACGUAUCGAGACUGAGGUUCUUCGGCACCUGGAAGAUGGCGAUGAACUCUCUCCCGCCACUGAGAAGUCACUUCAAGGAAUCAUUGAUGUCUUGGAUGCGAUGAUCUUGGAGUUCUUGAAACAGCAAAAUAUGCGACCUAGGUCGAGUAGACGACAAGGGAGACUUCUUGAUCGGCCUCAGAGAACGAUCAGUGCUGCACGCACCAGCUCUACGCGAUCUAACAGCAUCGCGAGAAGCAGGCGGAACGAGAGCAUGAGAGAGGGUUUCGAUAGUCAGUUAAAACUUCCCUCGUUGCAGAGAUCACAGUCUGCCAAUAUGGGGCCGCACUUCAGCAAUUGGUCCCGUGUCAAAGCCGCCAAAACCCCCGAAGAUCCACGAACUGGCGUUGUUGGUGCGGAUCUUAUAUCUCAAAGCGACAAUCUUCCCAAAGAAUGGCAGCUGCCUCACUUACCGGAUCUUCGACGAAGUCAAUCAAACCACAGUCGACAUUUCCCUCUUUGCUCCAGUCAGCGCGAAAUGCGACAUGAGGAUACGACCCCAUCCCUCCACGGUGUCGAAGAUGCCAAGCAGCAAGAGUCGGGGAACCCUUCAUCUAAGGCCCCUACUGACGAGUUGAUACCUUGGGUUGACCCGCGUACUGGGAAAACGCAUCAGAUAAACUCACGAACGGGACAGACCGUCAAUCUCAAAGCGAUAAGUGCUGGACCUAGAUCCAAUAACUUCCUUAGUACUCUGCAAAGUCUGGGCAGAUCCCAUAGGCCAAGAUCCGCCUCGUCAUCCAGCUUCUGGGUGGACAAUUUGCUUGAUGCAUGGGACAAUCCUACGUUUGCCAGAACAGAGGCGCCAGUGCCAAAUCUUGACGUCGAGAUGGAUCAACUUCACAACCUACCGGGUUCGCAUCAUUGCCACGGGGAUAUUGGAAACUUGUACGGAACGCAAGUUGCUAAGUUCAGGGGCAAAUUACAACGUCAAAGCCUGGCAACGGCCAGCAUCAUCGCACAGGUUGAUCAAAAAUUCAUUCUCGCCAAAUUCGACCCCAUAUGUCCCAGUGCUACGGUUGAUCAUGACUCGGAGGGUGUUCUUGUCUUGAUUGAUCAACAUGCCGCCGAUGAAAGAUGCCGCGUCGAACAAUUGUUUAAAGACAUGUUCAUUUCCCCUGGCUCUUUGGAUCAACAUGAUCAGGUUCAAACCGUGGGUAUUGAACCAAUCUCAUUCAGCAUAUCUGCUACGGAAGCUACACUUUUCCGCAAAUACUUGGAUUUCUUUGGCAACUGGGGCAUUGGCUACAGCAUAACUAUGAAAGCAUUAUCUGAGGCAAGCGUUCAGGUCCAAGCGGUACCAACUCUCAUCGCUGAACGUUGUCGACUUGAGCCAAACUUGAUUGCGGAUCUUCUCCGUCGUGAAAUCUGGAAUUUCGAAGAGGAGAAUGGAAAGCCGCCGGGCUCGAAAAGGCCAACGAGGAACUUUUCAACGGGGGGCGACGUUGAUGACGAUGAGUUCUCCGCUAACAGAACCGGAGCGAUCGUCGCGCACCCGUGGGUACAGAAAAUGAGCGGCUGUCCGCAGAGUAUUCUGGACCUACUCAAUUCUCGGGCAUGCCGAGGUGCUAUCAUGUUCAAUGACCCGUUGAGUCUACAGGAGUGUGAGGAACUGGUCACACGGCUUUCGAGAUGCGCCUUUCCAUUCCAAUGUGCCCAUGGCCGACCGUCCAUGAUCCCGAUACUUGACCUGCGACCACAGCCUGGAAUCGGAAAUGUGCCCUCUGAUGCUGGCAUCAUGGGUUCGGAUUAUGAUGAACAUGAUAACAAUGGGGUAGAUUUCUUAGACGCGUUUCAGGCACAGUAUGUAAAUUAG